AUGUGGACAUCAUGCACAACUGAUAGCUACCUCACUGUCACUUGUCAUUUUCUGCAAGAGACGGUUAUGCGGUCUGCCGUGUUGUCGACAACCGUUUUUCACGGGUCUCAUACUGCGGAGAACGUUGCCCAGGCUAUCGGAGAUGUGGCUGACGACUGGGGUACCCGCUAUACAAUCGUUGCUCUUGUCACCGACAAUGACAAGAGGAUGAUUCUUGCAGCAAGAUUGCUUGGUAUAGAUCACCUACCAUGCUUCGCUCAUACGCUGAAUCUAACAGUCCAAGAUGGUCUAAAAAGCAGUGACGAACUAAACACUGUGCUGUUAAAAUGCAAGAACAUUGUGCGUCACAUAAGGUCAAGUUCCGUCGCAACCGCCAAGCUCCGAGAAGAACAAGAGCGCAUUGGUAAGGUACCCCAACUAAAACUCAUAAAGGAAACUCCAACACGGUGGAACAGUGUUUUUUACAUGCUGAAGAGGAUCCUAGAAGUUGGGGAGACCCUUACUCUAACGCUGUCGAAGUUACCUCGCGCACCAAGCCCUUUGUCAGCAGAAGACGUCAUGCUCAUCGAGGAUGUUGUGGCGAUUCUAGAACCGUUUGAAGAGGCUACAAAACUGAUGUCCGGAGAUCAGUACACAACGAUUUCUUUGGUCAUUCCUGUCGUCCGCGGUAUCGUCACGGAGAUCGAAGAGCGCAUCGAGCCCACACUGAAAACGAGAGUGGCUAAAAUUGUACUUCAAGAGUUGGUUUCUUCUCUGCAUCGAAGGAUGGACAGCUAUGAAGAGAGGGACUUAACAUCGUUCGCAACCAUGCUGGAUCCACGAAUGAAGGAACGAGCAUUUCUAAACAGGGCAAACUCGGACCGUACCAGGGAGGGCCUGGUUGAUGAACUCAGUGCACGAAUCUCUCAAAGCAGUGUCAGUGCUGUGACCAGUCCUGCUGUAGGUAUCGAAACUUCACAGGAAGACAAAUCUACGCAAAAAGUUCGGAUUCUAGGAUUCCUGGACGAAGAAGGCCACACGCCGUUGACUCCAACCUCUAGUGCAGAGCUCAUGCUACGGCAGUACCUCGAGAUCAAACCACAGCCGAGGAACAGCAAUCCUUUGGAAUUCUGGAGGUCCAGCUAUAGUUCUGCAACGCCGCUCUGCGAGGUAGCCUUUAAGUACCUGUGCGUUCCAGCUACAUCGGUACCAGCAGAGCGUGUGUUCUCUGCUGCAGGGCAGAUAAUCUCGGACAGGCGCAGCAGACUGAAGGGAAAGAAAGUAGACAUGCUCAUAUUUAUCCACCAGAACUACUGGCUUAGACACGACUAA
Messenger RNA from Ornithodoros turicata, 1311 nucleotides. Its product is annotated as E3 SUMO-protein ligase ZBED1-like. Gene Ontology annotation, molecular function: protein dimerization activity. The transcript has a single exon. NCBI's taxonomy places the organism in Eukaryota, Metazoa, Arthropoda, Arachnida, Ixodida, Argasidae. Bases 1 to 1311 code for a protein of 436 amino acids. The record is from RefSeq and is a predicted model, not a curated record.